AUGGACCUGAAGGUUUUUGUGGACACGGACUCAGAUGAGCGUCUCUCCCGACGUCUUCUGCGAGACACGUGCUUUCGUGGUCGCACUGUUCCUGACAUCCUUCUGCAGUACAACUCCGGUGUUAAACCCGCUUACGACCAGUACAUUGCACCCACAAUGUCCAUUGCUGACAUCAUCGUGCCCAGGGGUAAGUCUUUCUUCUGGAUCCCUACUUUCUGCCUGGGGAUGAACGUCAUCGGGGGGAGAGAUGGAAAAAGAGAAUGGCGUUUCUGAUUUCUUUCAAGCUCCUCUAGGGGGGAAAUGCAGUUCCUUGAAAUCGGGAAUUGCGACUUGAAGGUCCUGUCGCAGUCAGUGUUUGUGAAUAAGUUGCCAUGAUGCAUUCGCCCGCAUCCAUUCUGUGCGUUGACUGCCUAUUCUGACAUCAGGCUUGGGAACCCACGGAGAGGUUCUUUUUGGUGUUAGACCGAAAAGUGGGCCUAUCAGUUGUGUUACUCACGUUGAACGGAGGCUGAAUGCCACGUCAGUCGCUGUGCCCGAUCUCAGCUCUAGUCGGCUUGACUCGGGUUCCCCUGUGACACGUGAUUGGGAUGGGGUGAGGCAGGAUGUGAGGGGUCUGUCCAACUCGGACCUGGCACCUAUCUUUCGCACGGGUUGCUUCAUAUCAGAUGAAGGAUCCGAGAUGUUUUUAACACGACAGUGACCUUGCCAUGUGGCCCCGGAUGGUUGUCCCCUUUUCAUUGGGCACGAAAAGCCCGCUGGCUGUUUCUGAGACGUUUUCAGCGUGCAAACGCGUUAGCCGACAUGUGGAUCCCUGACGGCCUUAUCUCUCGUUACGAUUUUGCAUAUGCCUGUUGAAAACCCUUCAGCGGAAGCCACUAAAUCUAACUAACCGCAGAAAGUGUUUUUACCGGACCUUUGUCUACCAGUUAACGAGGCCAGAGCGUUGACCGUAUCGCAGCCUCCUCCUUGCGGUCGUGGGUUGGAGUCCCACCGAGGUCGCCGUGUUUUUUUCGUAGUUGGAUUAAAACAAAUAACUUAUUUGGACUAAAUGAGCGCGCCCGCCGAAUAUGCUCCGAGCACAUACAGUGCGUGACUGAUCUCAUGAAAUGUUGGCCCAAAUUCUGAAAUGCGUUUUCGAUUGGGAAGGAGUACUUAUGCGGGGUUAUAAUAAUGAUAAGUAUGCAGCAUAAGCCUGUAGCAUCUCGGACUCACCGGGAUGUCGGCUUUUGGAUGCACUCCUUUUUGACCUGCAGAAACUGCACUUUGUAAAAAAUGACUACUUAGGUAGCAUUCAUUUUUCCUAUUGAUUUUCGAUGGUCUUCUAAAUUCGAAUAGUAGGUAAAAAUGACUACUUAAGUAGCAUACAUUUUUCAACAUUGAUUUUCGGUGGUCUUAUAAAUUCAAAUACAUUUUAUAUAAACAUGCACAAAAUAUGCCUUCUUUUACUCCUCUGGCAGAAAAUUACAUUAUCUUGAUAGUUUAUACCCGAAGAAAGUGUAUAUUUAGGUUUUAAAAAAGCUUAUAAUUAUGAGAUUUUUAAGACCGUGCGAUGUACAUGCAUGCAGGACCGCAUAUAUCCGUUAACCAAUGCUCCUACUAAAAUGCACAACACAGUCCGGAUCGAUUGAGAAAUUUUAGGAACUCUACGUGGUACCUUCUAGAAGGCGUAGAGGAAUAUAGGAUUUUCCUUACUCGGAAAGUGUGCACCUUGUAAACUGAAAUCGCCAAAUUCUAAUGCAAUGACAGAUCAGGCUCAAAAUUAUUCGGAAAUUGGAAAACCCUCUUAAAACCUAAAUGUGCAUUUUUUCGGUUGCACAAUAUCAAGACAAUGUGAUUUUCUAUCACAGGAGUAAAGGAAAGCAUAUUUUUGUGCAUCUUUUCUAUAACAUUUGAAAUUACAAUGGGAAAAUGCAUGUUACUUAAGUAGUCAGUUCUUGCCGAGUUUAGUUUCUGCAAGAGAUCAGAAAGAAGUGCAUUCAAAAGCCGACAUCCUGGCGAGUAUGGAACAUCAUAGGAUUGAUCAUCAAUAUUGCAACGGUGCCCAUAAUCGAAAACGCAUUUCAGAAUUUCAGCCAACAUUUACUGAGAUCGGUCACGCACUGGACCUGCGGCCAUAAUGAUAUGUCCUGUCGGCUGCGAUCGGAACUACAGUGAGUGACCGAUCUCAUGAAAUGUUGGCUGAAAUUCUGAAAUGCGUUUUCGAUUAGGAAGGAUUACUUAGGCGCGGUUGUAAUACUGACUAUCUUGCGGCAUACUCUUAUAAUAUUUCGGACUCGGCAGGAUGUCGGCUUUUACAUGUACUUCUUUUUAAUCUCCUGUAAAAAGCGUGCUCGGUAAAAAAUGACUACUUAACUAGCAUGUAUUUUUACCAUUGAUUUUCGAUGGUCUUGGAAAUUCAAAUAUAUCUUAUAGAAACCAUAAACAAAAAUAAGCUUUCUUUUAGUCAAUUAAUAGAGAAGCACGUCUUCUUUAUAUUUUGUACUUAAGGAAGGAGUAUAAUUAGGUUUUAAAAAAGUUUUCUAAUUGCCGAAUAAUUUGGAGCCUGAUCAUUCGCUGCAUUAGCGCUUGGUGAUUUUACUCUACAAGGUGCCUGCAUUCCGCGUAAAGAAAGUCACAUAUUUUUCUAUGCCAUUUAAAAGAUAUCAUAAAGAGUCCAUAAAAUUUUACAAUGGAUGCGGUCCAUUUUGUACAUUUCAUGAGGAGCAGUGGUAAACGACCAGGUACGAUGCUAUGUGAAUGGACAUAUCGUGGUCUUAAAAAGUCUCAUAAUUAGAAAUUUUUAAAACCUAAUCAUACUCCUUCCUUAAGUAUAAAAUAUAAAAAGACGUGAUUCUCUAUUGAUUGACUAAAAGAAAGCAUAUUUUUAUUCAUGGUUUCUAUAAAAUAUAUUUGAAUUUCCAAGACCCUCGAAAACCAGUAGGGAAAAAUGCAUGCUAGUUAAGUAGUCGUUUUUUUACCGAGUACGCUUUUUACAAGAGAUCGAAAAGAAGUGCAUUUAAAAGCCGACAUCCUGCCGAGUCCGGAAUGUUAUAAGAGUAUGCCGCAAGAUAAUCAGUAUUACAACCGCGACCAAGUAAUCCUUCCUAAUCGAAAAGGCAUUUGAGAAUUUCAGCCAACAUUUAAUGAGAUCGGUCACGCACUGGAUCUGCGGCCAUAAUGGUAUGUUCUGUCGGCUGCGAUCGGAAAUAUUAACUACAUCUGGAUGUGUGUUCAGCCGAUGGGGUUACGGGACCUGCUCGUCCCGUUGUUGCCUGUGGUUUAA
Spirometra erinaceieuropaei is the source of this 3262-nucleotide messenger RNA. NCBI's taxonomy places the organism in Eukaryota, Metazoa, Platyhelminthes, Cestoda, Diphyllobothriidea, Diphyllobothriidae. The record is from the annotation of a GenBank genome assembly.